Botrytis cinerea B05.10 is the source of this 1163-nucleotide messenger RNA. It is a transcript of the gene Bcnas6, whose product is annotated as Bcnas6. Bases 74 to 787 code for a protein of 237 amino acids. Gene Ontology annotation, molecular function: protein binding. The transcript has 8 exons. Lineage: Eukaryota; Fungi; Ascomycota; Leotiomycetes; Helotiales; Sclerotiniaceae. Gene Ontology annotation, cellular component: cytoplasm; nucleus. The record is from RefSeq and is a predicted model, not a curated record.
GAAAUAAUUUCAUACAAGAUUUCUUCUUUCAAUCAAUCUUUCAUCAAAAUCAUACUUGACACAUUGAAACAAAAUGGAAAAACCAUCAGACGAUAAAUACGCCAUUCAUCAGGCUUGUCGAGAUGGUAGAACUGCUAUCGUAGAGUCCCUUCUCAAUGCCAACCCAAAACUCGCCUUUUUGAAAGAUGACGACGAAAGAUUACCUAUUCAUUGGGCGAUUUCUUAUGGACAUUUGGACAUUGCCAUAUUGCUUUCCAAUGUGAAGAACUUUGAUCCCGACGUACAGGACGGAUCUGGAUGGACACCUCUUAUGAUCGCUGUCAGCCUUAAGGAAGGUGAUGAUAUCGUGAACUUGUUAUUGAAGAAAGAGGCUGAAGUAAAUGCCAAGAAUUUCAGCGACCAAACCGCUCUCCACUUUGCCACCUCCAAAAACAAUCUUCCAAUAGCCAAACUCUUACUAUCGCAAACUCCACCUGCAUCCUGUAGAGUUAAGGACAAGCGUGGACAGUAUGCAAUUCAUCGUGCAGCAGCUAUUGGAUCCACCCCAUUAGUUGAGUUAUUGUUGAAGAAUAAAAGCCCGUUGAAUCCUACAGAUGUCGCGGGACAAACACCACUUCAUCAUGCGGUUGCCGAAGGUCAUGGUGACACUGCAGUAGCUCUGUUGAAAGCCGGUGCGGAAACAGACAAGAAGGAUGUAGAUGGCUGCCUUGCAUUGGACCUUGCUCCUGACAGUCAGGUCAAGAAAUAUAUAGUUCAAUGGGCCGAGAUGGAGGGUAUCGAUUUAUAGCAUGCUAGUAUGGUUGGUGAAAUUAAUGAAAUCUAAUUGCAUCUCGUUCCCUUCUCACUUAUCCUCUUUUGAGAUUCCGGUUUCUAAUGCCAGAUUCAGAGCCUUCAGGCAAUACAGGGGUUGAAUUUAAUGUUGAACAUUGACGUUCUUUUGAACUAAACAUUCGUCUAGUCUAAAUCACCCCCUGUAACCUACGAUUCAUGUACCAUUUUCUCAUUUGCAAGGAGGAAGAACUUUUUCAGAACUCACUCCUUUGGGCCUACCUCUCAAAUGAAGUGGUAUCAAAUACGAGGCCGCUCCUGUUUGACUGUAGGGUGGAUUAAAAGCCCACAUAGCAGUGGCAAUCAAUGGAAUACUACUUAAUUCUUUCUUUCCA